AUGCGCGCUCCGAUGAAGCUGGCGCUUGUGAUGGCCGUGGCCUCGGCUGCUGUAUCGACCUCGGCAGCGUUCUCCUUCCAGGACUCGAAAGUCGCCGGCGAGAGCGACUCCGUCGGAGUCGUCAUGCCUGCCGAUGUGUCACUCGAGAACAAGUCGGUGACCAGCAAGAAGGGUCUUGAGACGGCGGCCACCCCCGCUCCGACGUUCGGCGAGGGCGGCACCCAAACGGUGGAGCAAACGGAGACGAUCUCCAAGGCGGACACCGCGCUGGAAAACACGGCGGUGACCAGCAAGAAGGGGCUCAACACGGCUGCGACGCCAGCGCCGACCUUUGCAGACGACACUUCCACCGAGACUGUGGAGCAAACGGAAACCAACCCGGACGCGUACACGGCCGACUCGGUGCAGCAGACCGACACGACACCGGCAACAGCGCCAGCGGCUACCACGCCCGUCGCUGAGGAGACUCCGGCGACGCCCGCGGUCAAGGAAACGCCUGCACCUGUCGCUCCAGCGGCCGAGGUGACCCCGGCUCCGAGCACGCCGACAAGCGAAGAAACCACGCCGACAAGCGAAGAAACUACGCCUGUCAAGACCCCGUGCCCAUCGCUGCCGCAAGCCACUCCGGCCGCUAGAGGAACUACUGACGAAACAACAGAGACCACGACAGAUGCGUCGACCGACACGUCGACGGAAACCUCGGUGGAUGAUUCUGUGACCCCCGAGCCAACCAUUCCGACAGGUGACGAUGAGACGGAGGAGUCUACCACGACGGACACCACCACGACCGACACGUCGACGGAAAGCUCGGUGGAUGAGUCUGUGACCCCCGAGCCAACCAUUCCGACAGGCGACGAUGAGACCGAGGAGACUGGCACGACGGAAGAUCAGGGCAGCGUUGAUGAGACGGAGGAAUCUAGCACAACGGAAGACCAAGGCGGCGACGUGACCACCAGUACUGGCAGCGGCAAAACACCGUGCACUCUGCCUCCUAUCGCAGGCUCGUCGUCUUCAGCAACUUCCAUUGACGAUGAAGAUGGAUCGACGUCCUCGGCAAGGACCCCGUGCCCCACGCUGCCGCAGCCGGACGACAACAGCACCAAGACUCCGUGCCCGUCGCUCCCGCAGCCCAAGACGCCGUGCCCGUCAUUGCCGCAGCCGAAGGAUCCGUCCGCCAGCGCUGCGGACAAUCCUGUUCAAAAGCAGCAGAGCUCGGACAGUGCAGCCGUGCAGAGCUCCGAUGCCGCCGGCCGCAUCGCGCCCGCCAUGACAGCGGUGGCCGUCUCGGCCGUCUACCUGCUCCUAUAG
Messenger RNA from Phytophthora sojae, 1308 nucleotides. RefSeq lists its product as hypothetical. Lineage: Eukaryota; Oomycota; Peronosporomycetes; Peronosporales; Peronosporaceae. The coding region runs from base 1 to 1308 and encodes 435 amino acids. The record is from RefSeq and is a predicted model, not a curated record. The transcript has a single exon.